Molecule: messenger RNA, 2025 nt
Organism: Diatraea saccharalis (sugarcane borer)
Lineage: Eukaryota; Metazoa; Arthropoda; Insecta; Lepidoptera; Crambidae
Source: the annotation of a GenBank genome assembly
AUGUUGCAAUGGUUAGUCAACGCCAAGUCUGGUCAAUUAAUAGGUUACGGGCAAGUGAAUGUGGUUUCUCUGGUGGCCGGGUCGAAGCGACUGCUGGUGGCCGUCAGGUCCUCCCUGUACCUGAUGGAUUGGGAUGUGACUGGAACUAAAGGUCCACAAACUGGUGACGACGUUCUUCCUGAUAAAGCCACCUUUUACAGUAUAGAACAGGAUUCGUUAGAAUAUCCUCGCAUCCAGGUUCGCCCAAUUUCGAUCUCCAACGGGCUUGUCUGGUCCCUCAACAACACUAUACUGUACUACAUAGAUUCGCCCACACAAAAGGUGGAGGCGUUCGACUACGACGCGGUUAAAGGAGAUCUGAGUGGUCGAAGGACCAUUGUCGAUAUAUCUAACUACGGGUACGAGGAUGCGAUACCAGAUGGCAUGACAAUCGACAGCAAGGGCCAUCUGUGGGUGGCUUUGAUGUUCGGUGGAACGGUGCUCCACAUAGACCCGGAUAGUAGGCAAGUGAUAUUCGGCUACAAGAUACCGGUGUCCCGUGUGACGUCAGUGUGUUGGGGCGGGCCUAAUCUCGACGAACUGUUCGUGACCACGGGCCGGGACCACCAGGAUGAGAACUCGGAGCCGCUCGCCGGCGCCGUGUUCACUAUAAGGAAUACGGGCAUAACCGCACUAGCCGAACUGGAAGGAUCACCGCAGAAGAGAAGCACACCCGCUGCCAUGGGUAAGAUGCAACCUGGGUUGGCAAACUCUCCUCAUGCCUGCUUAAGGCUCUGGCACUGCUGCUUAUCGACGGAGAGCAGUAAACUGCUUGGUGCUGACUCCGGCGAAUGGAUGACGAUAUCAGAAGCUCAUGAACAAUUUUCAGUCACUUAUGAAAAGUUUAAGCACGCCGAGAGUCCCGUAUGGAACCCGCACACAAACACUCUGUACUGGGUCGACGUACUCAAUCAGGACGUGCAUGCUUUACAUUAUCGCACCAGGGAGCAUCGAGUUAAACAUAUAGAAUAUGGAGAAGUCAAUGUGGUGUUGCCAAUAGUAAACAGCAGUCGUGUCAUAGUGGGGGUCCGAUCAGAAGUUUUCUUGCUGGAUUGGAACAAAGAGGGUACCAAAGGUGCUCAACGAGGGGACAAAGUGGAGUCAGACCAUGGUGUUCUAUAUGUUCUGGAGGCGCCGCACUUCACGCCCGAGGUGCGACUAAAGCCAGUGUCAAUAUCCAAUGGAAUGGUGUGGUCGGUCAACAAUUCUCUACUCUACUACAUUGAUUCAGAAACUAAAAGAAUAGACGCGUUUGAAUUCGACUUGAUCGCCGGUGGGAUAAGUAAAAGAAGGACCAUAAUUAAUUUGCAAGAGCAUGGGUAUACCACUGCGAUACCCGACGGAAUCACCAUAGACAAAGAUGGAUUACUCUGGGUAGCGCUAAUGUUCGAUGGAUCGGUUCUCCGCGUAGAUCCAGAUAGUAGAACAAUUGUGAGAAAGAUCGAGCUGCCAAUCUCCCGCGCUACAUCUGCGACGUGGGCGGGGCCUGAUCUCGACCAACUUGUCAUCACCACAUCGCGUCGCAAUAUGGCCGCCGAUGAACUAGCGAAGGAAUGUCUUGCAGGCUCUUUAUUUUUUUUUCAUGAAUUAUUCACAUCAGGCUUGCCAUCUUAUCAAAUUGUAUUUCCAAAUGCUAACCAUUAUUAACAAUAAUUUUAAAGUAAGACGAAAAUAAUAUUUUCCAUUAAAGUUAAUAAGGAAAUUAAAUAAAAAUAAAUAUUGCGAAAUAAUUUAUUAUAGGACGAAAUUACAACAAGAGCAAAUAACAAGACUUCAUAUAACACUUUAGACUCCAUGAAUAAAUAACAAAAGAUCACAUGACAACAGCGAGAAUGACUAGAAUCAUUACAACAAUGUGAUUUUACUUUUCAUAUACGGUAGCGCUAAAAAGGGCCACUAUUUUCAAAAUCCUAUUCGAGAAAUGCUUAAAUACGUUUGAAAUGCAGUCUUUGUUGCUAAUGGUCAGUUCACCUCUGUACUGCACUA